UAACAAGUGAACACAAUUUCUGUUACGAAACCGUCGUUAUGAAGUCGUCGAUUAUAAAAUUACUAUUGGCCUCUGUUCUAUGCAUUAUUUCAUGGACACCUGUCCAGUCUGAAACUAAAGCAACAAUACGUACCUUCGAUAUCGAUAUUCCAAGCAACGAUGUUAUCGACUCAUGGACAUAUGAACUUGAAAAUAAUCUUGUUGAUUCAACUAUUAACAUUAAGCAGGAUUGUCCAGAAUCAAUAGAGCUUGAAAUACAGGUUUUUCAAGAAGAUGAAGUGGUUUCCCAAGUUUUUAAAGAACUUGAUAAACCCAUGAAAAAUUUCGAAGACUAUGGUAUUUGUGGGAUGCUGGAUUAUACAGAGCCUGAUGACGACUCAUGUUCCAUACUCCAAGGCGAACAAAAGUGUAAAGAUUGUGAUAUAUCCGGUUUAAUGAAAGAUUUGUCACCCGGCGAUUAUAAUAUUAAAUCUGACUUCAGACAAAAUGGCAACGUGAUUGCUAGCAUCGUCAUGAGCAUAACAGUGGAAAAGAGUGGAAUAUGA
Messenger RNA from Habropoda laboriosa, 545 nucleotides. RefSeq lists its product as uncharacterized. Lineage: Eukaryota; Metazoa; Arthropoda; Insecta; Hymenoptera; Apidae. The record is from RefSeq and is a predicted model, not a curated record. The transcript is spliced from 4 exons. The coding region runs from base 39 to 545 and encodes 168 amino acids.